AUGAGCGACGACACUUCCUCGACGAGGAAUGAUGAUAUGUACUUACAUGAACCAGACUGCAACAUUGUCCACCCUAUACCCAAUUCCAACGACCUUGACCUUAUAAUAAACAAAGUAAUCGACUCUUCAAAUACAAACAUUACACGUGAAUUUAUUGAGGAUACCAUCAAUCAACCGUUGCAUGCUCUUUUAAUUCCAUCUCAUAAAUGUAAAUCGCCUUUUGUUUACCAUCAACAUUCAAACGCACGUACUUUAUUUAAACAAGAUUACAUUAAUAUAAUACACAAGGAAAUUUCACAAUCCCAGCAUCAAAAGAUAUCCUCUUCCCCUAUUGAACAUAAUUCUCGUCCAAAUUCAAAUAAUUCGAUUAAGGGCAUGUAUUCAUUAACGACUACAUCCUCUUCUAAAACGGAUCAAGAAAUAAACAUGCUAGCAUCCCUAUGGAGUGGAUAUUCUGCGGAAGUUAGACAAGUCUAUGAAGUACUGGAGAAGUGCAGUGAGAAAGUUCACGAAUAUAUGUUCAAGGCAAAUCAGGUUAAAAAAGAAAAGGAAAGGUCCAUGAACGAACCGAAUUCACUUUGUUUAUCAAAAUUCGAUUAA
Messenger RNA from Funneliformis geosporum, 600 nucleotides. NCBI's taxonomy places the organism in Eukaryota, Fungi, Glomeromycota, Glomeromycetes, Glomerales, Glomeraceae. The record is from the annotation of a GenBank genome assembly.